Messenger RNA from Polypterus senegalus (gray bichir), 1481 nucleotides. Its product is annotated as cytochrome P450 2J6. The transcript is spliced from 9 exons. Gene Ontology annotation, cellular component: cytoplasm; intracellular membrane-bounded organelle. NCBI's taxonomy places the organism in Eukaryota, Metazoa, Chordata, Cladistia, Polypteriformes, Polypteridae. Bases 9 to 1481 code for a protein of 490 amino acids. Gene Ontology annotation, molecular function: heme binding; iron ion binding; oxidoreductase activity, acting on paired donors, with incorporation or reduction of molecular oxygen, reduced flavin or flavoprotein as one donor, and incorporation of one atom of oxygen. Gene Ontology annotation, biological process: xenobiotic metabolic process. The record is from RefSeq and is a predicted model, not a curated record.
UGAUCAAUAUGUUUGUGACUGUGCUUCUGAUAUGCAUUUUCAUUUUCACCCUGUUUCAGGCUUUGAAAACCAGGAGGUUUAGAAAUUUUCCACCCGGACCGCCAGCUGUUCCAUUUCUUGGAAACAUUCUACAGCUGAACUUAAGAAAUCCCUUAGAAGAUAUGAAAAAGCUCUCGGAGACAUAUGGAAAUGUCUACAGUGUGUUUAUUGGGAGCACUCCUGUUGUAAUCCUCCACGGGCUGCAGGCAGUAAAAGAGGCUCUGGUCACACAAGCAGUUGAAUUUGCUGGAAGACCUCAGGGACUCUUAGUCAACGAUGUUACUGAAUAUAAAGGAGUGAUCAUUGUUAACUACGGCACUCAUUGGAAGGAGCAGAGACGUUUCGCUCUCAGUACAUUGCGCAAUUUUGGCUUAGGCAAAAAAUCAAUGGAGGCCAGGAUUCAGGAAGAGGUUGCACACCUGACAGAGAGCCUAGAACAGUACAAAGGUCAGAUUAUGAGUCCUCACACGCUCCUUCACAAUGCUGUGUCCAAUGUGAUUUGCUCUGUAUUGCUGGGGCAGCGUUUCAGUUACAAUGAUAUAUUCUUUCAAGAAAUGAUCCAUUGUGUAUCAGAGAAUUUGAGACUAAUCAAUGGACCCUGGGGCAUGCUUUAUGAUGCCUUUCCCAUUAUCCGUCCUCUACCCCUCCCUUAUCGGAAAGCGAUUACCAACGCAUUCAAGGUUAAAUCAUUCUUAAAAUCCAUAGUUGAAGAGCACAAGAAAACAAGAAUAAGAGGGGAAGUAAGAGACAUCAUUGACAGCUACCUAGAAGAAAUGGAGAAGAGAAAAAAUGAGCAGUCCUCAUUUGAUAAUGAAAACUUGACCAUACUUCUGACUGACUUAUUUGCUGCUGGCACAGACACCACGUCAAGUACACUAAGGUUUGCCAUCCUGUAUUUGAUGAUCCAUCCAGAUAUUCAAGCAAAGUGCCACCAAGAAAUUGACACUGUCCUUGGGCAAAACAAAGACUUCAACUUUGAGGACAGACUAAAAAUGCCCUACAUACAAGCUACAAUUCAUGAGAUUCAGCGCUUUGCUGAUAUUGUACCUCUAGGUGUAUUUCACGCAACCACCAAGGAGACACACCUGUGUGGGUACAAGCUUCCCAAGAACACAACUGUGAUUGCCAAUCUCUCUUCAGUUCUCCAUGAUGAGACUCAGUGGAAAUUUCCAUACGAGUUUAAUCCAUCUAACUUCCUGAAUAGCAAGGGAGAGUUUAUCAAACCAGAGGCAUUCAUGCCCUUCUCUGCAGGUCCACGGCUUUGUCUGGGAGAAGCUCUUGCUAAGAUGGAGAUUUUCUUCUUCAUGGUGGGACUGUUACGUCGUUUUCAUUUUAUAUGGCCACAAGGAUGUGGAGAGCCAGACCCUACUCCAAUGUUUGGACUCACUCAGGAGUCAACAAAAUAUAAAAUGAUUUUUAAAGUCAGAGAAAAGCUAAACUAA